Daphnia pulicaria is the source of this 3108-nucleotide messenger RNA. Its product is annotated as WD repeat-containing protein 26-like. The record is from RefSeq and is a predicted model, not a curated record. Gene Ontology annotation, cellular component: GID complex. Lineage: Eukaryota; Metazoa; Arthropoda; Branchiopoda; Diplostraca; Daphniidae. The transcript has 13 exons. Gene Ontology annotation, molecular function: protein binding. The coding region runs from base 762 to 2690 and encodes 642 amino acids. Gene Ontology annotation, biological process: proteasome-mediated ubiquitin-dependent protein catabolic process.
UCCAAGGGGAAAAGAAGAAAGCUCUCAGCUCUCUGCUGGGUUUUUUCAGAGUUUUUGAUCAAAACAUCUUGGUCAGCUGUUCAGCUUUUCCUGUUUUUUUUUCUUUUUCGUUUCCACUUCGCCAUAUCUUUUGGGUGGGAAGAAAAGGGAAAAGGACAAGCAGUGCCACCCUCCCAUUAGCACCGAGACGACCCCAGUGAGUCUCCUCUCUCUCUCUUGUCUGUUUUGUGUGUACACAGUUUUUUGGCAACAAGGGCUCGCUCGCUCCACCAUCAUUCGACUCUGAUCGCCCGUUUAACCUACGUAUUUUAUUUCGCCCCGUGCUACCACCAAUUAGGCACGAACGGAAAUUUAUUUAACGUCGCAGACGAGGUCGAGGAAUCGUGUUACAAAGCAGGUGUGUGAGUGUCUCUUGUGUGUGGAAAAAGUGUUGUGGUGGACAUGCAGCCUGCUCCCCGAAGAAGUUGAAGACCUACAACACCACCCCCUACUUACCAGGGAGAAGAGAUUGACGGUGGCUCCUCAACUUGGGCAAGAUUCCGCGUAAGGUGUCUGGCAUCCCGCCGUCUCUUGAAGGAAGAGCAGCGUGGAUUGGUGAGCAACAGCAACUUGGUGGGGAGGCGCAGUUGGCCGGUCAUCUGGCCUCACUAGGCCACGCCAUACUGGCCUCGAACAGUGAAGAAUCCGAUGAAGGUGGAGCAGCCCAGCCACCCAAAAAGAAGCUCCGCUCCUCACCCUGCUCAGCUCUACCCAGCACCAAUAUGCAGCAGCAGCAAGCUACAGCAGCCAAGAAUGGCUGUUCAUCAAAAGAUGCCAAUAAUGGCAAUAAAAACGAAGACGGAAUCGAGUCGCUCUACGGAUUGAAGGAAGUCGACGGCGUCGUGGGAGGCAUCAAGCAUGGAUUACUUCAUUCCGACGCCGAUCCCAGUUUCGCCGAAUUGGAUGGGCUCAUUCAGCCCAAAAACGUUUCGAAAACUGACCAGGAGAUUGUGCGCAUCAUCGGCCAGCAUUUGACCUCGAUAGGACUCCAUCGGAGCGCAGAGGUGCUCAUGCAAGAGUCGGGGUGCAGAUUGGACCACCCGGCCGCCGCCAAGUUCUGCCAGCACGUCAUGGAUGGCGAUUGGAAUAAGGCCGAGAUGGAUCUGAGCGAAUUGAAGAAUGUCCUGGUUUGCCCUCAGAAUUUGGUGGAAAUGAAAUUUCUGCUCCAGGAGCAGAAAUACCUCGAGUGCCUGGAAGACGGUCGUGUUAUGGAGGCGCUGAACGUUCUGCGCCACGAGUUGACGCCUCUCGGACACAAUGUGGUACGCGUUCACGAGCUCUCCGGUUUUAUGAUGUGCUCCACUGGCGAAGAGCUGCGCGAAAUUGCCCGAUGGCAGGGCAAAGGACACGUGUCACGCGGAGCUCUCAUGGAGAGACUUCAGCGCUUCUUGCCCGCCUCAAUCAUGUUACCUCCUAGAAGGCUCCAGACUUUGCUGACGCAAGCCGUGGAUUCCCAGAAGGAGCGCUGUCCCUAUCAUAAUGUGAAAUCUAAUGCCCCUUUUGACAACGUCUCUCUGUUGAGUGAUCACCUGUGCUCCAAGGAUCAGCUUCCAUUGGAGACGUGGCAAGUUCUCAACGAUCACUGUGAUGAAGUUUGGUUCUGUCGCUUCUCCCCCGACGGCACCAAACUUGCUACCGGAUCUAAAGACACCACUGUGAUGAUUUGGAAUGUUGAUCCGGAAAACUGUUCGCUGACGCAUUUGAAGACGCUAGAAGGCCAUUCGUACGGCGUGGCUUAUUUAUCGUGGAGCCCAGACAGCAGCCACCUGGCCGCGUGUGGUCCAGACGAUUGUCCGGAACUGUGGGUUUGGCAAGUGGAGACGGGACAACUUCGGGUCAAACUGUCACACGCAUCCGAGGACUCGCUGACGUCGUGCUCCUGGCACCCGGAUGGAAGACGCUUUGUGGCCGGCGGUUGCCGUGGCCAAUUUUAUCUUUGCGAUUUGGAGGGCAACGUUCUGGAAUCGUGGGAGGGAGUUCGCGUCCAGGCAUUGGCCUGGAAGGCGGACGGCAAGACUGUGUUGGCCGCUGACACGCAUCAUCGCAUUCGUGGUUACAAUUUCGAUGACCUGACCGACUGCAACAUAUUGCAGGAAGACCAUCCCAUCAUGUCGUUCACGGUCAACAGUACAGGCCGUUUGGCUUUGCUCAACGUUGCCACUCAGGGUGUCCACCUGUGGGAUCUUCAGGAUCGCAUUUUGGUACGCAAGUACCAAGGCUUGACCCAAGGCUUUUACACGAUCCACUCAGGUUUUGGUGGACUAGGACAAGAGUUCAUUGCCAGCGGCAGCGAAGAUAACAAGGUCUUUGUAUGGCACAUACGUCGCGAAUUACCUCUGGCAACACUGACGGGUCACUCCAGAACGGUCAAUUGUGUUCACUGGAACCCGCGUUGGCCCCAUCUCCUCGCUUCAGCUUCAGAUGAUGGUACAGUACGCCUGUGGGGCCCGUCACAGGAGUGCCGAACUGCUGCUGCUGCUGCUGCUGCUGCUGCUGCUGCCGCCGCCACCGCCGCCAGUACCCAAGCCACUACUAAUAAUUCGGCCGCUGCUCCAGGAUCGGCCGUCACUAAUCAUUCGUCUGGUAGCCCCAAACCAUCGUCUAACUCAGGUCACCCAACUUUUAUUGGCGGUGCGUCGAAUGGAUCCUAGUUUAAUGUAUGCAAAUGUUUCUGUCUGCAAAAAAAAAGGAGAUAGUGUGGCGGGUUGCUAAUAACCAGUUCUCUCCCUCCCGUUAUAGAUGUUUAUGUACAUACGACAUUCGAGCGAUUUGGCGAUGGAAAGUGUAUUGCAGAGAAAGUGAUGCAUUUCUGGGAAGGGGAGGGCCACCAUUUUGCUUCACUUUCGAUGGGCGUCCGUCAAUUCUUAAUAAUAAAAGAUAACUUGUUCAUUUUUUUUCUGCUAUUGCUAGGCGCGUCAUUUUCUGUCCCCCAUCACAUCAUUCAAAACAGUCAAGUCGAAAAAUAGACAAUUCGAAGUUCACUCAUUUGGACGUCUUGUGUUUGAAUGUCUUCGUUUAUUUGACCGUUCAUCCCCUUUGAUGACAAAUAAAAGUAAUUUGGAAAACCAA